UGUUUUUGGCGCUGUUGGUCAGAAAGCCAAGCCAUGGCUAUUACCUCAAGAAAAGAGAGAGAUAAUACCUGUCUUCCCAAGCCUGUUAAGAAAGAUAGGUCACUGAAGGACAGGAAGAUGGUGACUGGCAAGGAAGUUAUAUGCAUAUAUGCUGGGAACUCCAAAUGUCAAAAGCGAAAGAGAGCCACACAUGCUAGCUCGUACAUUAAUGAAGAAGUUAAGUCUUCUGUCAUGGAGAAAGCAACGGAUGUUCAAUCUAAUCUGGCGCCUCAAUUCCCUAGCUUCAUUAAGUGUAUGCUCCGUUCACAUGUUUCUGGGGGAUUUUGGCUGGGUCUCCCGAGGUAUUUUUGUAUUAAUCAUUUGCCAAAACAAGAUACGAUGAUGGUUUUAGAAGAUGAAAGUAGUAAAGAAUAUGAAACAAAAUAUCUUGCAGAAAAGGUAGGCCUAAGUGCAGGAUGGAGAGGAUUUGCCAUUGCUCACAAAUUAGUGGAGAGGGAUGUCUUAGUUUUUCAUUUAGUUGGUCCAUCCAAAUUUAAGGUUUACAUUGUGAGAUCCAGUGGUUCAGACGAAGUGGAUGGUGCUCUUGGCCUUCUAGAAUUAGAAACUUGCUAUAGCCGAAGGGACUCUGUUACUUUCAAAAAGAAAGGGUAUGCAGAGAAGGACAUUAAUUUAUGUAAAGAAAAGGAGGAUGAUAACUAUUGGGAGCCCCAGCCCCUUGCACAGGCAAUUCCUCAAGUAAAUUCUGAGAAGCAUAACCAGAUGACUGGUAGUUGUAAGCUUGAGCCUGUGUCAGAUCAGUCAGAAGAUUCUGAGGUUAUGGAUGGAAUUAGAUUAUCAGAAUCUGCUGUUGACUUUAAAGAAGUGAAAAGUGUUGAGGAUUUCAACAUUGUCGUGAAUGGCUUAAUUAUAAAUUCAACACUCUCCAAACAUCUCCGGGCCAAAUACUAUGAGCUUUGUAGUAGUCAAAAUUCAUUUCUUCAUGAAGGUCUUCUUGAAGGUCUUAAUUGUAGGUUGGCUGCAGGAAUGAUUUCGGAGACCAUCAACAUUGCUGAUGCUAUUAGAGCUUCCAAGAUUACCACCUCCGAAGGUAAUUUUGUCAUUUGGGACGAAACUUUGAAAGCCUUUAAGAUGAUGGGGAUGAAUGUCAGCUUCUUACAAACUCGGCUGGAUCAGCUUAUGAACCUUGCUUCAGAACCCAAAAGAUCUAAACAAGCUAGACUUGAACGAGCUGAUGCAGACGAAGAGAAAAGAAUUCUGGAAAUGAAGCUCUUGGAAGUAAGAGAAACAAUAAAGAAACUUGAUGCCAAGAUUGAGACAUUGGGGGUGAAUACUGAUAGCCUCCAGGUUAAGUUCCAAGAAGUGGCAACAGCCCCAUGGUGAUGAAAAACCUCUGCAACUUUGCUUGCAAUUUUUGUCAUGGAACUUGUGCUAUGUUUGUUGUGGCUACGAAACACUAAGUUAGGGAAACAGUCAAAUACUGUGUAUAUCAGUGUUGACAUCUUUUUGUAAGUACUUGCUCCAUGAAAAAGACAAAGUUAAUGAUAUAGUAGUAGUUCUCUGUAAAUGAGAUUACUGACCUAUACAAAGCUGUAAUUCUUUUGUGCU
Messenger RNA from Pistacia vera, 1605 nucleotides. Its product is annotated as B3 domain-containing protein Os01g0234100-like. The transcript has 7 exons. The record is from RefSeq and is a predicted model, not a curated record. Gene Ontology annotation, molecular function: DNA binding. Bases 34 to 1380 code for a protein of 448 amino acids. NCBI's taxonomy places the organism in Eukaryota, Viridiplantae, Streptophyta, Magnoliopsida, Sapindales, Anacardiaceae.